Closterium sp. NIES-65 is the source of this 675-nucleotide messenger RNA. NCBI's taxonomy places the organism in Eukaryota, Viridiplantae, Streptophyta, Zygnematophyceae, Desmidiales, Closteriaceae. The record is from the annotation of a GenBank genome assembly.
AUGAUGUGGGCGGGGGACUAUGAUUCAUGCAUGGCAGCAGUGCUGCUGCACCAUCCGCCCAAGGGGCUCUCUAUUGCUGAAUCUGUUAUGAUGUGGGCGGCAGACUACGAUCCGCGCAUGGCAGCAGUGCUGCUGCACCACCCCCCUGAAGGCCUCUCCCUGGCAGCAGAACCCCUCACCUGGUCCGCCGGCCUGCCCCCACUCCAACCCCCCUCCACCGCCCCCAACUCCUCCCCGACACACCCUGCACACUCCGCACAUUCCUCCCUCCCCCCGACCCACCCCGACCCCUCCCCCUUCCCCGCCAUGCUCCCCAUCCCCCCGUCCCUCCCCCCGGUGCUCGCCCUGGGGCUGGGGAAGCGGUCUGGGCGAAAGGGGGGGAGCAUGGGGGGGGGCAUGGGGGGAGCGGGGGGAGCGGAGGGGGCGGGGGGAAGGGGGAUGUCGCGGUGGGGGGAAGCGCGGGUGGGGGAUGAGGACCUAGCAGUGUUUUGUGUAGCGGCCAUUCUGAGAGCCAACAGGAAGAGGCUGCUGCAAGUGGAGGGCUCAGACGAAGCCAUUAAGAUGUUCAACGAUGUGGAGCUGGUGUUGGAUGUGGCAUCAUGUGUGCACCUUGCCAUUAAAAUUCGAGCCAAGUACUGCAAGAAGUCUAAUCGAGCCACUCGUGUGUUGCGGUAG